AUGACUGACUUUCACCUGCAUAUCGAGGGGGCCAGACCAGCGUGGGAGUGGUUCCAAGAGUUAUUUGGUGAGCUUCCGCCACCGGAUAAGAGAAAGUUAUACACAGUCCACUUCACAUGGUUCUAUGAGAGGUUCAGGGUGUUACCGGCUGAUGAUUCCAAGGAGACCGUGCGCAUAUAUGCACGUGCGUAUAUUAUGACGCUUCUGUCGACACAGCUAUUCAUUGACAAGAGUGGUAAUCGGGUCCACUUUCGGUGGUUGCCAUUUGUGGCGAGACUUGACGACAUGGACAGCUAUAGCUGGGGUUUAGCUGCGUUGGCAUGGUUGUACCGAUGCAUGUGUAGGGUGGCAAAUAGAAAUGUCACCAACUUGGUCGGGCCCCUACAGUUGCUACAGUCAUGGAUCUUUUGGCGGUUCCCCACACUGAGGCCACAGGAAUUUGACACUUUUUCUUUUCCGUUGGCAUCCAGAUGGGCCACUUAUUUACCCACGUCUGAUGCGAAGGAACAAAAGAUUAUUCAGUAUCGCCUGGCAUUAGAUUGA
This is a messenger RNA of Arachis duranensis, 543 nucleotides long. Its product is annotated as protein MAIN-LIKE 1-like. The coding region runs from base 1 to 543 and encodes 180 amino acids. The transcript is spliced from 2 exons. The record is from RefSeq and is a predicted model, not a curated record. NCBI's taxonomy places the organism in Eukaryota, Viridiplantae, Streptophyta, Magnoliopsida, Fabales, Fabaceae.